ACCGUUUUGUCAGGUUGUCAUUUUAUGUGACGUCACGAUAUAAAAAACAUUAAUAAACCUUUCCCGUCGUGCAAAAGUGUAUCUGGUAUUGGGAAUAACGGUGCGCGUGCAUGAAUUUUUUCUGGAAUAAUCUUCAAACAAAAUGAAACACUUUUUCGCGAUCCUCUCUGUGUGUCUGGUGGUAGUGUACUGUCAACAAAGUAAUAGACCACCGCGUCCUCCAUCUAGCAUGGGCACCAUGGGGACGCCAGUACCGAUGCCCUCAGCAUCUCCAAAACCACCUGUCUCCCCUCCAAGACCUAAAGGAUGUUCCCCCGGAUGCGGUCCAACAGAAAUCUGUGCAGAACUUGGAAGGAGUUAUUGCAGAACUGGAGUUUGCUCUGUUUGUAUAAAAAUGUCAUCCAUCAGAUUCCCAGCAUCAGCUUUAGCAGGCAUGUUCACUCAACAGACACAGCCAAAACCUGUACAGCCAGUAGCACCAGUUCAACCUGUGCAAGUGAUGCCGCCAUCAAACCCAUUAAACACUAGUAAGAAUGCAACAAUCGGACAGUCGUCUGACACAGCAUCAACAGUAAUAGACAAUAAAAACCAAGAGGCACAGAUUUCUAUCGUAGAAUAUGCCGCAAAACAACGUAAUUUUUCACCAAACGAUAAUGGAAAUGCCGCUGAAUUUCCGACAGGAAAGUCUAGGCCUCCACCACCCUCUCCUCUUACAGCAAAUACGAGUAGCUACCAAGUACUUCCGGGAUUGCCCAAACUCAAGUCUAACGCAGCUGGUGUAGAUAUCAACAAUAUACAAGACAAACAAUCGAUGUCAACCUCUGUUAAAGAUACAACAGGAAUUGACCUCGCUAACAUGGAUACCAAACAGGUGAAAUACCCAAUCAUAGUCACAGUGCCAGAACCAUCGAAACCUUUAAAUACAGCUGCAAUGACCCAGGAUCAGAAUAAUGGGGCGCUAUCAAAACCUGCUGUCAGCUCAACAGGAGGCCAGACACAGGGUGAAAGUCAUUUGGGACAUAUUGACCAAACUCAAAUGUCAAAAUGGUACCUGCGAUAUCAGACAUUUAAAGCACAACAAGCUUUAUUGGAAGGAAAAAAACCAACAGCUCCGAAACAAACACCGGGCACUUUCGACUAUGCCACAUUCCAAAAAUUCCAACAAUGGUUAAAAUUGAACCAACAACAAACGCAGGCACAGGACCAAGCUACUUUGAUACAAACAAACACUGUACCGGUUAUAGCGACUCCUGUAGUUGAACCAACAAUACAGCCAAACUUACAACCAAUUGUGCCAGUUGCUACGCAAACCCUUCCUUCUUCGGCAGCAACAGCACAACCACCCACCGCCAUGUUCAAUGACUACAAUUCGCUGCAAAAACAAUAUAGCAAUUGGCUUCUGCAACAACAAAAUAAGCCGACAGCUGCAUUUACUCAACAACAACCUGUUUCAGCAGGCAACCUUCCACAACCAGUCCUUCCAGUUGCCCAAGUGCCUGUACAGCCGCAAAAUGCUCCCGGUCUUGCAUCCAUGCAACAACAGUUUCUUCAAUGGCAACAACAGCAGCAGCAAAGUCAGGCAAAUACUGCCGCAGUUCAGCUAAACCCUGUCGCCAGUAUGCCACAGCCAGCAACAUCAGUUGCACAAACACAAACUCCUGCUCAAUCACCCACCUUUGAUUAUGCCGCAUUCCAAAAACAAUAUCAGCUCUGGCAACAGAACCAAGCUAACAAAAAUCAGGCACCAACUACUACUGCAGCGCCCACAGUUGAUUAUUCUGCACUGCAACAACAAUGGCAAAAACAACAACAACAACAACAAAACCAAGGACAAAAUACCUCAAAUAAUCAACUGACACAACAAACGUCCUCUCAGGAAAUCCAGAGCAAUACUCAACAAAAUUCCCAAACUUCGCAACAACAGAAUACCUUCUCUUAUGUGCCGCAACAGCCUGUCAAUAACUUCAACAACGACCCCUUCUACUAUAACUAUCAACAACCUCAGCAAAAUACUUUCUCCAACUAUUACAACCAUCAGCCUCAAAACAAUAAUCUUGUUGAACCCGCAGCCAACGAUCCAUUUGCUAGUAAUAAUAACAACAUGAUGGACAUGAUGUUGUUCAGUGGUCUUGGUUUUGGAGGAGGACUUUUUGGGUUCUAAGAAGUUUGGACUCAUGAUGUUCGAAGGACUCGGUUUUGGAGGAGGCUUUUAAUUCUUUCACGAAUCAUGGAUGGAGGCGCAUACAUUCAUUCAUUUUAGAAUCUAUAUAUAAAUCUUGUAUUAAACAACAACUCAUUCUAUUCCAAAUUAAAUUUCAUUGAAUUUGAAACUGAAAAUGCAAGUCUAGGUUUGAACUUUGAACAUCGACAUACUACAAUAUCUCUCAUGUUGUACUGUUAGCCUCCUUUCAUUUCUACAGCAUCAACUACACGUAGCAUGCAUGAAUUACGAUUUUUGCAACAGUUGCUGAAAGAGUGGUUGAAACAUGUUUAUAAGUGUUGAAUUUGUAUAAUACUAUUAUAUAAAUUAAAUUAUACAUACACAUU
This is a messenger RNA of Mercenaria mercenaria, 2547 nucleotides long. RefSeq names its product alpha-protein kinase 1-like. The record is from RefSeq and is a predicted model, not a curated record. The coding region runs from base 143 to 2161 and encodes 672 amino acids. NCBI's taxonomy places the organism in Eukaryota, Metazoa, Mollusca, Bivalvia, Venerida, Veneridae. The transcript is spliced from 27 exons.